Messenger RNA from Girardinichthys multiradiatus, 8500 nucleotides. RefSeq lists its product as uncharacterized. NCBI's taxonomy places the organism in Eukaryota, Metazoa, Chordata, Actinopteri, Cyprinodontiformes, Goodeidae. The record is from RefSeq and is a predicted model, not a curated record. Gene Ontology annotation, biological process: DNA repair; telomere maintenance. Gene Ontology annotation, molecular function: ATP hydrolysis activity; DNA helicase activity.
UGCUUUGAUCUAGAUAACCGUUUUUUCUCCCCCAGUUUUCUUCUGUUUUUCUCUCUGUCCACCAGGAUGCCACGCAAGGGACGACGCUCUGAGGCCGCCAAGAAGAGAUGGAGGACCCUGGACCAGGAGGACCUGCAGAGCAGCCAGCCGGACGUCGCCAAGCCCAGGACAUCCCCACCCACCGCGCAGGCUUGGACCCCCACCCAGUCUCCGGAGAAGAAGAUGUCCCGAGUGCUGGAGUCCCCGGGCCAGGUGGUUUGCCAGGAGGAGCCCCGUAGGCCAUUGACCUCUCUUGUGUCACGCCGUGGGACGGGGCGUCGCCAUCGCAUUGUGAAGUGGCCGUUUUCCCCUGUGACUUACCGUAGUCACAAGUUGGUCCUGCCAACCGAGGUCCCGGAGAAGAGGUUUGUUCUUUUGGUUGGUGACUCCCAUCUGCGUGCUUACGUUGAUGAGUUUGUCUCCAUGCCAGAGGGCAACCUCUCCUUUGGGUUUCUUGCAACCCCCGGGGCCUCGGCGGACGAGUUGAGGCGUGAGGUGCUGGGAGCAGUUCUGCCUCGGACCCCCGAGGUAGUCUGUUUUCUGGCAUCCGGCAACAACUUGGAAGCCAGAAGGACCGUGCAGCAGUCGGGCGCGGACUUCGAGGGGCUGCUGCUCGCCGUCGGCAACCUCUGCCCUAACGUGGUUGUUGUGGACUUUCCUCCACGUCUCACCGUGGAGGAAGACCACCAACAGCUGCUCCGGCAGGAGUACCACCGUGUGGCUGCUCGGAGAAAUGUUCGCUACCUCUCGGUAGUUGAACAUUUCCUGCGGAGCAGCUUGGACAUGUGGAGCAGGGAUAGCGUUCACCUGAGCGACCAUCCUGGGAUGGAGGUCCUUGCUCAGUUGCUGUGGGAUGCGUCCUACACGCAACUCGAGUUAAGUGCACCGACAUCUCCAGCUCCACCUCCUGCUCCUGUGACGCCUCCUUCCCCCGUGGUGAGACGUUCCCCCAGGUUGGUUGUGGUCGGCAAGGUUCCAGCUCCGCGUCCUUCGGACCCUUUCGCUUGGACUGUUGUCCGUGGUGGCCAGAGGACGUCGCGCCAGGUCCAGAGGGGUGAUGGCUCUCCGCACAUCACUGGGAGGAUGGUUGACCAACAGGGAGACCUGCUGGACUCGACCAUUCCCCCGAAUCCUGUGUGGUUCAGCCCAACGGUGCUGGAGGAGAUGAACCGGAUCGUUCCUGCGUCUGGCCGUGACGCUCCGUUACCGACACGUGUUCCGAAGGGGAAGAAGAAGGCCAGUGUGAGACAUCGUCCACGACCCGAUCCCUCCAAGCCGAGACCGGAGGAGCUGCAGGUGGAGGGAGCUCCGACUGAGAGGACCAGGCCAGCCCGUCGCCAGCCCAGGAGAGCCGCCCCCACGUUGGAGGUUGACGCCCCCGCCGAGUCCUCUCCCGUGCCUCUGGAGGACCAUGUCAGGGAUGACAGCUGCCAGGCUUCUUCGUUGGAACCCUGUGCCAGCGGUCCGCCUGUCCAGACUGUGAGGGCCACACAUUGCCAGGCUGACUACAGAUACGGUACAUUUUCCCGUAAUCACCAGUGCACCUGUAUGGCUCUGACAUUUUUAGCGUACCACAGUGAGGGGUUGCAGUUUGACACAGUCUUACUUGACAGACUACUUGAGCAAGGAGAUGCACUUUAUGUUGGCAUUAAACAGCAGCUCAUGUUGGACGGUAGAUUUGUUAAUAAUCACUUGACAGUUGAAGAGAUGCCCCAACAAGUACUGACAGGCGGGAACAUCUACUCUGUACACACAACGGGUGUCAGAGUUGGUCAUGUUUUGUGUCAGAAUGAUAGCCCUCAACGGUCACGGCGAAUGGGAUUGCCUCUUGCUUCACAACUAGAGUGUCUGUCUGAAAAUGUCACCCAUGCUUUUCUUUUGGUGACUCCAGAGUGCAUUGCGGUUUACCGGGACAGAGAUGGUAGGUUUGGAGUUUUUGAUUCUCACUCAAGAAACUCAGCAGGCCUCCCCCAUCCUAACGGAACUGCAGUGGUCAUGACCUUUAGCAACCUAAUGCUCAUGGUUGAACAUCUGUACAAACUCUUUCAGAACCGUGGCCCCUAUGCCACGUAUGAGUUUGUACCCGUAUCGUUUGUCAGUGACGACAUUGGUGAUGCCCCUCCUCCGGCCUUGAGCAAUCUGAAUAUUUCACCUGGAUCUACACAAGCAAGCCCAGGUGUUGAGAAACCAGAGAGCACUUCUGAUGAAGAGGAAAUGCCAGCUUGGCUUGCUGAAGUUGGCAACAUAUUAGAGGAAACCGUCCUAACAGUGCCAGAUGUGUCCAAAUUGCCAAAAGCCAGGAGAAUAAAAGUAAGAGACAGGAUCAAAGCACAGCUGGGACAGGAUGUAGUUAAAAAAAUGAAACAAAGAACAUCUGAGAAAGAAAAAUAUGAUACAUCGCCUACAUAUAAGGUAAAAAAACUACGGGCAAUGAAACAAGCAUAUCUUCUUCAACAUGCAGAGAGGAAGAUCCAGUUAACUGCUAGAUACAAGCGCGAUGUUGGUUUCCGGAGGAGACUAAUGGAAUAUGUGAAGGAAAAAUACAGCAACGAUCCCAACUACAAAGCCAGACAGAAAGCAUUUAUGAAGAACUAUAUAAAGGAAAGAUACAGCAACGAUCCCAACUUCACAGCCAGACAGAAAACAUUUAUGAAGAACUAUAUAAAGGAAAGGUACAGCAACGAUCCCAACUUCACAGCCAGACAGAAAACAUUUAUGAGGACGUAUAUGAAGAAAAAGUACAGCAAGUUACAGUUCCGGGUGCAACAUAAUAAAAAAUGUGCUGUCAACAGGAGACUAAGGCUAUCAAAGAAGACACUUUCUCAAAAUACAAUGCUGCAGUGUGCAAUGAGAAUCAGGCGAAAAUACAGAAGGACUUUAGGCUUUCUCCAAGGAACUCCACAGCCUCUGAUCAGCAACGAAAUGAAAGCUGCAAUUCUGAAAUUUCAAGAGAAAAUUCAACUUGGACCCACACAUGUCUGCACGGUUUGUCACAGAGCUCUUUUCCCGAGUCAAGUCAAGCAUUGUAACAGAGCCAAAUAUACCAAGAACAUUCGUGUGGAGGCCGAAUGCCUGACAGGUACGUAUGUUCACAUGUGUGACUCUGCAUGCUCCGCCCCGUGUUCUGUACCCAAAGAGAGGACUCAGGAGUGGAUCUGCUACACAUGUGACAGCUACGUAACCAGAGGAAAGAUGCCAUCAAUCGCUGCUGCCAAUCACCUGGACCUGGCACCGAUUCCCACAGAGCUUUCCCUAUUGAAUGUACUUGAGAGGCAAUUGAUUGCAAAAAUACUGCCUUUUGCCAAGAUUGUUUCAUUGCCCAAAGGACAGCAGAGAGCAAUUCAUGGAGCUGUUGUUUGUGUACCUUCGGAAAUGGAAACAAUCGUGAACUGUCUUCCCAGGCCCAGCACAGAAGCACAGCUUUUACAGGUUAAGCUGAAGAGGAAAAUUAAAUACAAAGGAUACCAAUACUUUUACACAGUAAACAUGGAAAAUGUUUUGGCUGCACUCAGAAAGCUUAAAGAGACCCACCCGGAUUACAAGGAUGUAAAUAUAAAUGAAAGUGCAACAUUUGAGGAUUUCCAGGACGACCAACCUGUUGAGGAAUCAGAAACCCAAGCAGAGGAUGCAGUCACAGACCAACCUGACCACAUAGGGGAAGAACAUCAGGCUCUUCGACCGGGUCUGAUCUUGGACACUUGUAUGCAGCCACCUGACAUAGCACAGGAAGUGCUCUCCUAUGGAGAUGGAAUUUUUAGUGUCGCUCCCGCCCAAGGAAACAAACCCGUUGGCUUCUUUACUGUUCCAAGGCUGGAAGCCAAGGCUUUUCCUGUGCAAUUCCCCACUGGCCAAAACACGUUAGACGAAACCAGACGAGUUAUACUGUCACCAAGUAUGUAUUUCAAUGUCAGGCUUUUCUCUGUAGACACUCGAUUUGCCAAAGACCAGAGUUAUCUUUUCUUUGCUCAGUUUGUUACUGAGACUCAUAUGGCCAACAACAGCAUGUCAAUUCAGUCAAGAAAAGGCAAAGCCAGGAGCAAGGAAGGACAAAACAUUUCCAGCAAGAUGCUACAAGACAAAGAAGAGUUAGAAAAACUAAUCCAAAAUAAAGAUGCCACUCGUUUUAUGCAACCCCUAAGAGGAACUCCAGCUUAUUGGGAGAAAGGUUUGCGCGAUUUGCACGCCAUGGUGAGGCAGCUGGGAAAGCCAACCUUCUUUUGUACCUUCUCUGCUGCUGAAAUGAGAUGGCCGGAAGUCAUUGAGGCCAUCAAAGCUCAACACGGAGAGCAGGUCAACUUCUCAGAGCUCGACUGGAACACCAAGUGUGACAUUCUUAGGAGCAACCCUGUUACUGUGAUGAGAAUGUUCUCCAAGAGGGUGGAUGCUCUCUUCACAGAUCUCAUUUUGUCCCCUGCGCAGCCCAUCGGACCAGUUGAGGAUUACUUUUAUCGUGUGGAAUUUCAAGCAAGGGGUUCCCCGCAUAUACAUUCUGUGAUAUGGAUUAAGGAUGCACCUGAGAUGGAGGACCCCUCAUGUUGUGACCAAGUCAUCAAUUUCAUCGACCGUUACAUAUCCUGUCAGUUGCCCGAUGAAACCACAGACCCUGAGCUCCACAAAAUUGUAACGGAGGUUCAAAUGCACAGCAAAAAGCAUUCCAAAUCAUGCAAGAAAGGAAAUGUGCAAUGCAGAUUUGGAUUUCCCAAACUACCCAUGGACCGCACCAGAAUCACAGUCCCUCUCUUAUUCGACUUUGAAAAUGAUUGUGAUGAAAAAGCUAAGCAAUCCAGACAAAAGGAUGUCCAGAAGAAGUCCAGAAAAUCGAAGCCAAUAAUCAUCUCAAACCAACAAAGAGAAGCAAAGAGGAAGCUGAAAUCAAUAAGGGAUUUGCUCAUGGAUCAAAAAUCUUCUUUCAAGGAUUUGUCAGAAUUACUCCAGGCUUGUAAGAUGACCAAAGAAGAAUACAACCACUAUGUGGAUGCUCUGACUUCUGGAAUGGUAGUGAUGAUGAAGCGUGAUCCCAAAGACAGCUGGGUGAAUGGAUACAACCCGGAUCUCCUGCGUGCUUGGAAUGCUAACAUGGACAUUCAGUAUGUGAUCGAUGAGUACAGCUGUAUUGAGUACAUGAUGUCCUACAUAGCCAAGCCAGAGCAUGAAAUGGCGCAGUUCCUCAAAUCCAUUGUCGAGGAUCUAAAGAAGUCCGAUAUCAACCAACGGGACGAGAUGAAAAAGAUCAUGCAGGCCUAUUCAAAACAGAGAGAAGUUAGCGCACAAGAGUCAGUAGCCCGUACAUGUAGUCUACCCCUUAAAAAGUCAUCACGCAGUGUCAUUUUUAUCCAAACUGAUGAAGACUGUGUGAAAAUGAGCCUUCCCAUGAGCAAACUGAUGAACAUGGCCCCAGAUGAAGAGAAUGUUUGGAUGACAGGAUUGCCUGAAAAAUAUCUCAACAGACCUGAAACGUUAGAAUUUCAACACAUGUGCCUGGCGGAAUUUGUGUCGGAAUACAGGGUCCUUUAUGGAAAACAAAUUGAAGGACCAAAUGCAAUCCCCCUCCUAAAUGAUGCCGGAUACAUCCAGAAGAGAACAAUGGGCAAACCAGCAGUUAUCAGAUUUACCCGUUUCUCAGAGAAGAAAACACCAGAAAAGUUUUACAGACGGCUUCUGAAGUUGUACUUUCCACACAGAAGAGAUGAGGACCUGAAAAAUGAGGAACACACAACUUACAAAGCCUUUUACGACAAUGGACUUUGUGGUAGCUGGCAAGUUAAACAGUACGUUGAGUGGAACCGCAAAAGAUACGAAGGUGAAGGAAAGAAAAUCGACAAGAUUAUGGAAGAACUGACAAAGCAAGGACCGGUUCGCAAUGCUUGGAACACUUUUGCUCCUGAAGUUGAGUUGGACCGUUUGGAAUGCGUAGCGGAGCGACCCUCAAUCAAUGAAAAUGAAGAACAAGACCCUGUCCCAGAAUACCAAGUUGAUGUCAACAGUGGAGCCAUGCCAGCAAUCGAAAUACCCAAAUUGAGCCCUGAUUUUAUUAGACAAAUGUACCGUAGUUUAAAUGAGACUCAAGCGUCCAUGUUUUACGCCAUUCGCCAUUGGUGUCUGCAACGUGUCUGGGGUCAAAAUCCAGACCCGUUCUUUUAUUUUUUGACUGGAGGGGCGGGCUGUGGCAAGUCUCAUGUUAUCAAAUGUGUUUACCAGGAAGCAACCAAGCUCUUGCGCCAGCUUCCCAGAUUUCGCGAUAUUGGUGACAUGUCUCAGCCCACGGUACUCCUCACAGCUUUUACUGGAACUGCAGCUUACAACAUCUCAGGCAAGACUUUACAUUCAGUUUUGAAGCUACCCAAAAGCUUAAAGCCACCAUACAAAGGACUUGGAAAUACACUGGAUGAAGUGAGAGCCGUUCUUUCCAAUGUAGAAAUCUUAAUCAUUGAUGAAAUCUCCAUGAUCUCCAAAGACUUGUUUUCAUAUGUCCACUGGAGAUUUCAACAAAUCAAGGGAAACACAAGACCAUUUGGAGGGAUUUCUGUUUUGGCUGUGGGAGAUUUCUACCAGCUGCCACCAGUGGGAGGAGCAAAACCUCUUUGUGUCACUGAGGCCGGCGUCCUUGAUAUCCGGAACGAAAAUUUCCACAUGGUCAGUCUGACGGAAAUCAUGCGACAGAAAGACGACAGAGCAUUUGCGGAGCUCCUGAACCGGAUUAGAGUUAAAGGGAAAGCAGAUUUACUCAGCGACGACGACAGAUCUCUCUUAACGCAAACUAUUACCGACCCCAAAGAAUGUCCAAUGGACGUGCUGCAUGUUUUUGCGACAAACAAAGAGGUGGACGCUCACAAUGCAGCAGUUGUGGCUUCUUUAUCAACAGUAAUAGUUGAUGUUCAGGCAGAGGACUACAAGAGGGAUACAAAAACAGGAAACAUGACAAAUCUAGGUAGCUGCGUCAAAGCCAAGAAACGAGAUUUGCCUGACAAUCUACAGGUCGGAUUGGGAAUCAGAGUCAUGAUCAUAAGAAACCUGAACGUAGAGGAUGGUCUUGUCAAUGGAACCUUUGGCACUAUUGCAGAUAUCAUCACCAGGACUAAAGAUGGAAACAGAACCGUGACGUUAAUAGGACUGAAACUGGAUAGCCCCACAGCUGGCCACACCAAAAAAAUCAAAGGGAAACCAGACAACUUUGUUUACAUCGAGAGAUUUGAGGAACAAACAAGCAUAAAAGGAGUUGUUCGACAUCCGUUUCCAAUCAAGUUGGCGUUUGGAUGUACAGCACACAAAGUACAAGGGAUGACCAUGAAGUCUGCAGUUGUUUCUUUGAAGAGAGUUUUUGAACACGGAAUGGCAUACGUCGCCCUCAGUCGCACAACUUCUCUGGAAGGACUUAAAAUCAUUGAUUUGGAUGAGAAUAAGAUCUACGCCGAUGAAAAUAUCAGAGCAGCUAUGGAUUCGAUGAGAACAGCAUCGUUCUCAAACGCCAGACCGCUCUUGAAUUUUCAAUCACGUCAUCAAAGUGCAACUUUAACAAUUAUUCAUCACAACGUCGAAGGUCUCAUCUCUCAUUCUGAGGACAUGAAACACCAUCAUGAACUCAGAUUGGCAGAUAUUUUAUGCCUUACCGAGACUCAUUUAUUUGGAUCUUCUGCUCCAGCUUGUUGCCAAAUGGAGGGUUAUUGUUUCUUUUCACGUAACAGACAUGUUUCUUAUUCCAACCGAGUGGACAUGUCUACCAAAGAGGGGGGAGGAGUCGCCACUUACUGCAGGAGUCUUCUACAACCCCAGGAGCGGAGAUACUUUCACAAUGUUACCGAUCUUGAAUACAACGUUGUGAAAGUGGAUGCUCCGGUCACAGCCCUCAUUGCCACGGUUUACAGGCCACCAAGUUAUGAUCUAGCUACGUUUUUGACAAACAUGGAAAAUCUUUUGGAUGGCCUGAAUUCAAUGGAUAUUCAGCCAGUUGUGGUAUUGGGAGACUUCAACGAGGACCUCCUCUCUCCGGGGAAAAAAGCAAUCAAGGAGUUGUUUGGAAGCAAAGGAUUUACUCAACUCAUCUCGGAUCCAACAACGGAAAGGCAGACUCUCAUUGACCACAUUUACAUUUCUCAACCAGAAUAUUGUGUUCAGUCAGGUGUGUUGCAGACUUAUUACAGUUACCACAACCCUGUAUAUUGUAUUUUGGCUUCAUUUUCAGCUGCAUCUUCACCAUGACUUGAGAGGAGGGCUCGGAAACAAAUUACACUAGGACAAUAGUCCUGUCAUUUUUAAUGGUACUCCAUCUUAGGUAAAAACACCAAAGUGAGAACAAAUAAUCAGAAUCAAAUGUCCUCAAUGAUUCGCUUGGAUACUGGAAAUCCAGUUGAUGUAUUUAAAGGGUAAUAAGAAUAACGGUGUCGGCUGACGGCCUGUACAGGUCCAGUAACGGCUGUAAGCUUAUUGCUCAUGAAUACUUCAACUUGAGAUGACCACAGUACUC